UCUACAAGCUACAAGCGGCUUCAAAGCUAAUGCCACGUGACAUUCGUGCCAGGUCAUGUGAUCGAUUUACAUCCUCCUUGCUGCCGUCAACUUUUCCCUCAGCAAAUCCCAAACAAACGAACAUGGCGGAUUAUGAGGAGCGGCAGAGCCUGCUGGGAGAUGAGGCCGAGGGCAGACAGGCGGCCGGGGGACCGGGCAGACCCCUGUCGGCCAUCUGCGACCCCGGACACCUCCUGCACCGAGUGUUGGUCCUGGUAUUCAUGUGCUUCUUGGGAUUUGGAAGCUACUUCUGUUAUGAUAACCCAGCUGCACUUCAAACUCAAGUCAUCCAGGAUCUGGAUCUGAACACUGCAAAGUUCAUGCAGCUGUAUGCCUGGUACUCCUGGCCCAAUGUGGUUCUCUGCUUCUUCGGGGGGUUCCUGCUCGAUAGGGUUUUUGGCAUCAGGCUGGGAACCAUCAUCUUUUCCCUAUUUGUCUGUGUUGGACAGGUAAUAUUUGCUACUGGAGCUUUGGUGAAUCGCUUCUGGCUCAUGGAAGCUGGACGUUUUAUAUUUGGUAUUGGAGGAGAGUCCCUGGCUGUGGCCCAGAACACCUAUGCAGUGAACUGGUUCAAAGGAAAGGAGCUGAAUCUAGUAUUUGGCCUUCAGCUCAGCAUGGCACGCGUGGGCAGCACAGUAAACAUGAACAUCAUGGGCUGGGUGUACAGCAGAGUCGUCGCCCUCGUUGGCGCUCCUGGACACACCGCACUAGGCGUUUCACUCAUGAUCGCUGGUGUGACCUGCCUGUUUUCACUCACCUGUGCCUUGGUGUUGGGAUUCCUUGACAAAAGAGCAGAGAAGAUCCUCAACAAGGAACAAGGCAAAACAGGCGAAGUGAUCAAGUUGACUGACGUGAAGGACUUCCCAUUAACCCUGUGGCUCAUCUUCCUCAUUUGCGUUUGCUACUAUGUCGCCAUUUUCCCCUUUAUUGGACUGGGACAGGUGUUCUUCAUUGAAAAAUUCAACUUCUCACCAGCUGAAGCCAGAGCCGUCAACAGUAUUGUGUACAUCAUCUCAGCCCCUGCAUCUCCAGUUCUAGGCUUCAUGGUGGAUAGGGUAGGCAAGAACGUGAUUUGGGUAAUGGUUGCCGUGAUCGCCACACUCGCCGCUCACAUGAUGCUGGCCUUUACCUUCUGGAACCCAUGGAUCGCCAUGUCCCUUCUGGGUCUCUCCUACUCCUUACUGGCCUGUGCACUGUGGCCCAUGGUGGCCUUUGUGGUACCAGAGCAUCAGCUGGGGACAGCCUAUGGCUUCAUGCAGUCCAUCCAGAACCUGGGACUGGCUCUCGUUGCCAUGGCAGCAGGAGCUAUCCUAGACAACCGAGGAUACCUGUUUUUAGAAGUGUUUUUCUGCGUCUGCAUCUGCGUUUCACUGAUGGCAGUGGUGACGCUGUACUUUGUGGAUUAUCUUAAAGGAGGACAUUUGAACAUGUCAGCCACAGGCAGAGCCAGACUUCAGAAAGAAGCCACUUCAGAUGCAGAGUGAGUAGUUUUGACCCUUCACAC
Notothenia coriiceps (black rockcod) is the source of this 1543-nucleotide messenger RNA. It is a transcript of the gene mfsd1, whose product is annotated as major facilitator superfamily domain containing 1. The transcript is spliced from 15 exons. Gene Ontology annotation, cellular component: lysosome. The record is from RefSeq and is a predicted model, not a curated record. The coding region runs from base 30 to 1523 and encodes 497 amino acids. Gene Ontology annotation, molecular function: transmembrane transporter activity. Gene Ontology annotation, biological process: transmembrane transport. Lineage: Eukaryota; Metazoa; Chordata; Actinopteri; Perciformes; Nototheniidae.